GGGUGGCUGGUGCGGGCGGAGGGCGGUGGCCGAGGAGCUUCCGGGAGCCCGGGCGCGGGCACUUCCCGGCGGAGCCUGCAGCGCGGGGCCGCGUAGACUUUAAGAAACAAUGCACAACAGACACACGGAAAAGUGCACAGAUCCCACCGAACCACUUUUCACAGGCUUUCUUGUGUAACCUGCAUCCAGAACAAUGGAGACACCAAGGCCUAGAAAGACUGUUGAAGGCUAUGGUCAGCAUGAGGUGCAAAUCCAUUCCAUCUGCGGGUGGUCAGCAAACCUUCACCAUUUUAUGACAUUGUUUCCCUAGCUGACAGCAUUGACACAGGAAGUCCCUCUAAAGAGCUGCUGGUCCUCUGUUUUCCCAGAGCCCGAAUGCACUCCUGGCCAGGUGAAGCAAAGAACAGUCAUCUACUCAGGUCAUACUUUGAUGGCUGUUCCAUGAAGUUAAGACAGGCUGUCUUGCCCCUUGCUGCUCCCCUGAUGCCUGCUCUCCCAGGAUUAGUUUGGAGGCCUGCACUAUGGCUUCCUCCUCUUCCUCCUCCAUCCCAGCCUCUCGAACUCAGUCCAAGAAGCCUCGAGACAAGAUAGCUGACUGGUUCAGGCAGGCUCUGUUGAAGAAGUCCAAGAAGAUGCCAGUCUCUCAGGAAAGCCACCUCAGUGACGCUUCACAGCCAGCCACACAAGAUGGCCUCUCACCCUCAAGCCCCAGCUCACCCUCAAGCCGUAGCUCACCCCAGAGCGGCAGUUCACCCGCGAGACGCAGUUCAGGAGUGUCUCCUGCCUCGUCACCAACACAUGUGGACAGCAGCUGCAGCAGUGGCCGCUGGAGCAAAGACUACGACGUCUGUGUGUGCCACAGUGAGGAGGACUUAGAGACUGCCCAGGAGCUGGUCUCCUACUUGGAGGGUUGCAGGGCCAGCCUGCGCUGCUUCCUGCAGCUACGGGAUGCCACCCCAGGAGGCGCCAUCGUUUCUGAGCUUUGCCAGGCGCUUAGUAGUAGUCACUGUCGCGUGCUACUCAUCACCCCGGGCUUCCUUCAGGACCCUUGGUGCAAGUACCAGAUGCUGCAGGCCCUGACAGAGGCCCCGGGGUCGGAGGGUUGCACCAUACCCCUGCUAUCUGGCCUGACGAGAGCCGCCUACCCACCAGAACUCCGAUUCAUGUGCUAUGUGGAUGAGAGAGGCCAGGACCGAGGCUUUUACCAAGUCAAGGAGGCUGUCAUACGCUGUAAGACACCAGAGGGCCGGGCAGGGGAUCUGGAGACACUAAGUUGACACUUAACAUCCAGUUUUCGUGAGAAAAGCUGGAAAUAGCUCACACCAGGCCUUGGAUUCCAGUAGAGGCAUCAGGAGGCAGAGAGAGCUGCACCGUGUACAUGACACAGGAUCAAAUUGCCACCAGCUUCCAUUACUGUGGCCUCUACAAGAUGGCCAGGCAGAAGAUGGGACCCGCCCCCAAGAAGACCAGGAGGAAGAUGGGGAUUCCCCAAGAAGGGCAACAGGAAGCCAGGGACUCCCCCAGGAAGGCAACAAGGAAGUCAGAAAUUGGAGUUGUCAAGAGAUCGUGGUAUCAGGAAGGUCAGCAAUGUCUCGUCUGCUGCUUAAUGGGACAGGAAACUGACACACAGCUGUCUUCUUCCCCUAGAAACAGGCACUGGGGUAAAUAGGUACCACUCCUCAAGAGGGAUGGGCCUGAUUGAUGAGCUGGAAG
This is a messenger RNA of Acomys russatus (golden spiny mouse), 1713 nucleotides long. It is a transcript of the gene Tirap, whose product is annotated as TIR domain containing adaptor protein. NCBI's taxonomy places the organism in Eukaryota, Metazoa, Chordata, Mammalia, Rodentia, Muridae. The record is from RefSeq and is a predicted model, not a curated record. The coding region runs from base 522 to 1277 and encodes 251 amino acids. The transcript is spliced from 7 exons. Gene Ontology annotation, biological process: signal transduction.